CACACAGUCUCGUUCCUCCUCUCCAACCCAACAACCUUCCCCCUUCCUCCACCCCCGCCGCUCCCUCGUCCAAACGUAGAUCAAACAUGCAGGUCUCUCUCGUCCUCGUCUCCCUGUUCGCCCUCGCGGCCCAGGCCAUCCCCACGGAGCCCCUCCAGAAGCGCGCCACGACCUGCGGAAGCACCUACUACACCACCGCCCAGGUCAACGCCGCCUCCAACGCCGCCUGCAACUACGUCAAAGCCGGCACCGUCGCCGGCAGCUCCACCUACCCCCACCGCUACAACAACUACGAGGGCUUCAACUUCGACGUCAGCGGGCCCUGGUACGAGUUCCCGAUCCGGACGAGCGGCGUCUACACCGGAGGCUCUCCAGGUGCUGACCGUGUUGUCAUCAACGCGUCUUGCGGUCAGGCUGGCCAGAUCACCCACACCGGCGCCAGCGGCAACGCAUUUGUUGGUUGCACCGGUACCUCUUAGGUGGAGGUGGGACUAGUGACGAGGUUGAGGGAGCCUGGAGAAUUUUACAAAUGUGUUAUGGAAACUGAGUUAUGAGAUUUGCAAGCGGAUGAAUGAAGAUUCCUU
This is a messenger RNA of Colletotrichum destructivum, 584 nucleotides long. Its product is annotated as Putative guanine-specific ribonuclease N1/T1/U2, ribonuclease/ribotoxin. Gene Ontology annotation, molecular function: RNA nuclease activity; RNA binding. Lineage: Eukaryota; Fungi; Ascomycota; Sordariomycetes; Glomerellales; Glomerellaceae. The coding region runs from base 87 to 479 and encodes 130 amino acids. The record is from RefSeq and is a predicted model, not a curated record. The transcript has 2 exons.